Messenger RNA from Pocillopora damicornis (cauliflower coral), 1777 nucleotides. RefSeq lists its product as uncharacterized. NCBI's taxonomy places the organism in Eukaryota, Metazoa, Cnidaria, Anthozoa, Scleractinia, Pocilloporidae. The record is from RefSeq and is a predicted model, not a curated record.
GACGUGACUUCUAAAAGAUUUGUGAUCUGAUAUCCUCAAGUUUCACUCAGCUCUUUCAUAUUUAAAGAGGUUCACUUUACGUGUUCUACAGUGAAGCAGACUGCAAGCAGUGUGUGGAGCAGUCGACCUCGUACUUCGCAACAAGCUCAGAGAACAUGUCUCGCUGGAUUGAAAUUGUUGCAUUUUUUCUUUUAUCAGUUGUAGCAAUCAACUGCCAGGUGUCUGGUCCCACGGGUCCUAUAGGUCCUCCAGGUCCCCCGAGGCCAGAGUGUCGACCUGUGUUGAUCAAAGGUGGCCCUCCUUACAAAUUUCCUCGGACGCCAAACUUCCCGUACCGCUGUUGUGGAAGCGUUCCUUACAAUUAUUAUACAAGUGUCUGUUGCCUCAACCGAGUUUAUCCAAAGAAACCCGGUUAUGCAUGCUGUGGAUCGAGUAUAUACAACUCCAGGGUAAAAAUCUGCUGCAGUAACAGGCUACUCCCCAGGCAGCGAGGAAAAUUUUGCUGUGGGAUGGGACUAUAUGAUCCAAAGAAACAAGUAUGCUGCAACCGUCAACCAGUAACAAAGCCAUCAUCAUCCCCUUUUAACCGGUGCUGUGGAAGUGCCCUCUACGACCCAUCCAAAUACUUGUGCUGCAGUAACACAGUACAACUCCGGAAGCCAGGACAGGUUUGCUGUGGAACAAGACUGUAUGAUCGAAGUAAGGAACUCUGUUGCAACCGUCAACCAGUAAGAAAGACAUCCCCUUCUCAUACGGCGUGCUGUGGAAGCAGUCCAUAUGUUCCUCGCCAACAAUCGUGCUGCUUCGGCGAGCCAUACAAUCGUGCAAAUCAACUCUGUUGCAAUCGUCAAGUAAUGACAAAACCAUCGCUUUCUCAUACAGGAUGUUGUGGAGGCAUCCCUUAUGACCCUCGCAAACAACGCUGCUGCGGCACAAAACUGUAUGAUCCACAGAGUUCCCUAUGCUGCGGUAGACAGUUGCACAACAAGCUUUCAAACUCACAUGCUUGCUGUGGCAGGGCAACAUAUGACACCAGAAAGCAGAAGUGUUGUUAUGGUAAAGUAAUCAGCACAUCGGAUCCCUUUCCUUCCAUUCCUUCCAGAAUUGGAUGCUGUGGAUCGUUUUUCGAUCCAAAAGCAUUUAACACAGCCACACAUCUCUGUUGCAACCGACGAGUGAUACCAAAACCAACUCCAACAUCAACUGCGUAUGCGUGCUGUGGAACUGUCCCAUAUGAUCGCAGACAGAGGGUAUGCUGUGGCUCAGUUCUUUAUUCCAAGCCAUGUUCGAAUGUGGCAAUGAGCUGUUGUGGUCUAACUCCAUAUUACCCAUCAAAUCAGUUGUGCUGUGCUCGACAGAUCACCUACAGACCACCGGACAUCAGAUCCCCGCGCUGCUGUGGCCAGAUGUCGUAUGACCCAUCUAAACAGGGUUGCUGUGGUUUCUCUCGUGUUUUUACUUUCGCAACACACCAAUGCUGUCCUGACCGCACAGUGCAACCCAAGGGAUGCUGUUACAAUCGCAACGUGCAUGGUGCCAGGCCCCCUCCGGGCUGCCGGCUUGUGGUUCAACCACCUGCAUAACUGUUGUGAUUAAUGAGAAGUGUUCACACCGACACUUUUAUCAAAAGUUUUAUAGAGUAAAGUGUGAUUUUUUUUUGUUUGGUCUAGAAGUGAGUUGCUGUGACGGCAUUUGAUAGAAAAUCCUUAACCAAAGAAAAGUAUCUAAUCAGUUAUAUCAGGUGCGAUGAUACUUGCGGAGUAAUUGUGCGUCGGCA